Echinops telfairi (small Madagascar hedgehog) is the source of this 728-nucleotide messenger RNA. RefSeq names its product zinc ribbon domain containing 2 (gene ZNRD2). The record is from RefSeq and is a predicted model, not a curated record. The transcript has 3 exons. Bases 1 to 699 code for a protein of 232 amino acids. Lineage: Eukaryota; Metazoa; Chordata; Mammalia; Afrosoricida; Tenrecidae.
AUGGCUCUGAACGGCGCUGGUGAGGACAUGGCCUGCGGGGGCCUGUGGCUGCGGGGUACAGGAGGCAGCUCGCUCCGGCAAGACCCCCCGGCCCCUUGUGCCUCUCUUCCCCCAGAAGUUGAUGAUUUCUCUUGGGAGCCUCCGACUGAGGCAGAGACGAAGGUCCUGCAGGCGCGACGCGAACGGCAGGAUCGUAUCUCCCGACUCAUGGGCGACUACCUGCUGCGCGGUUACCGCAUGCUGGGCGAAACGUGCUCGGAAUGCGGGACGAUCCUCCUCCAAGACAAACAGCGGAAAGUCUACUGCGUGGCUUGUCAGGAGCUCGACUCAGACGUGGAUAAAGAUAACCCGGCUCUGAACGCCCAGGCUGCCCUGUCCCAAGCUCGGGAGCACCAGCUGGCUUCUGCCUCAGAGCCCCCCUCGGGCUCCCGGUCCGCCCCUCAGCCCCCAGUCCCUCGUCCUGAACACUGUGAGGGAGCGGCAGCAGGGCUCAAAGCAGCCCAGGGGCCGGCCCCUCCUGCUGCAGUGCCCGCAAAUGCAGAUGCUCUGGCCUGCACCCAGACGGCCCUCCUGCAGAAGCUGGGCUGGGCCUCCGUGGAGCUGAGUUCCAGCAACUCCCUGGAGACCAGUAUCCAGCUGUGUAGUCUUAUCCGGGCGUGUACCGAGGCCUUGCAAAGCCUGUGGCGGCUGCAACACUAAGAGAACCCCCUUGGAAAACUGUGACGAAA